Messenger RNA from Daphnia magna, 1286 nucleotides. RefSeq lists its product as uncharacterized. NCBI's taxonomy places the organism in Eukaryota, Metazoa, Arthropoda, Branchiopoda, Diplostraca, Daphniidae. The transcript has 7 exons. The record is from RefSeq and is a predicted model, not a curated record. Bases 265 to 831 code for a protein of 188 amino acids.
UCUUCUAAUGCUGUGGUCCUUUCGUAAAAUUCGUCUCAUAAUUAUAAUAUUUAAUACAUUGUUGCAUAACAUUCAUGCAACGCAAUUUUUCAUUAAGUUGCAAAAUUUUCGUUACCUCAUAGCGAUAUGUCAAGUCUGGAAGCGUUAAUAGUGCGUUCCAAUGCCGAAGUUCUUUCAUUGAAUGCGCCUGAAGAUACAUCGUCUCUUGUGCAUAUGCCAAGUCAACAAUAGUUUCAACCUGAAGAUUCGUCGUCUCCUGUUGAUAUGCAAAUUCAACAGUCGAUUCAGUCUGGUAAUUCCGACGACUCAUAUGGAACCCACCAGUUCGAAAAUAUGCAUCCGCAAUUUAAUUACAAUGGUGGUCAUUACAACUGGGGAAUGCAGCAGCCGUACUGGAACUAUAAUUCACAUUUAAUGAAUUCUUCUUAUCAAACACCAUCAACUGUCCCCGAAUUUCCGAGCCAGCAAAAUAUUGGAGCAAUAACAAGCUAUAGGCCAAAAGAAUCACAUCAUCUGCAGCUUCAUGCUGAAAGUAGUUCCGGCCCUUCUACAUCCCGAGAUUCUUCGUCUUAUUAUGCUACGGAUUCUCCAUCGUCUCUUCCCAUUCCAAAGAAAGUCAAUCACGACAAAAAGAAAUACUUCUCUGACCUUGCCAAGAUUAAUGAAAAGUUGUCUAUGAUCGAUAAAAAAAUUAAUCCAGUUGACAAAUGCAUUGAGGAAAUAAAUGAAGGCAUUGCUUCUCUUCCAUUAAAAAACUUAGAAGAAUUGGAAGCAUUCGAAAAAAUGCUGAAGAAAGAUGAAAAUCUGAAGAAGCUAGUAAGUUUUCAAUAAUUUAUAUAUUUCAUUUAGUAUGUUAAACUCCUCUUUCAUUCAUGAAUAGAUAGUCCGAAAAAUCCGUCUUUUAGGAAAAAAGAAUUCCAAAAAUUUAGAAGGUGACUAUGUACAAAGAGCGUGGAGUAACAGUAUUUGAAGAUUCACUCUCUAAGGAUGUAAAUUGGCUUGGGAGACGUGAUAAGAGAGUAAACGGUGGAAUGGGGAAAAAAGGAAUCCACUCUUGUCGUAUAACGGAAUUAGUAAGAGUUGGAAUCAUCUCCAAUUCAAAGUUUAAAGAUCUGGAAAAAGAAGUGUUCGUCGCUGAAACCAAAUCGUAUCUUCAUAAUGCAAAAGGGCGUUUUGUGGCAGAACAAGCGAAACUUGCGGUGGAAGACAACAGCAGCGAUUCUAAUUAAUAAUAAGACUUGAAUGUCUUCCUGUCACAGUUUGUAACUGGUGUUUCUUCGCCGAUU